Messenger RNA from Alosa alosa (allis shad), 3324 nucleotides. It is a transcript of the gene dtx1, whose product is annotated as deltex 1, E3 ubiquitin ligase. NCBI's taxonomy places the organism in Eukaryota, Metazoa, Chordata, Actinopteri, Clupeiformes, Clupeidae. Gene Ontology annotation, cellular component: nucleoplasm. Gene Ontology annotation, biological process: protein ubiquitination; Notch signaling pathway. The record is from RefSeq and is a predicted model, not a curated record. Gene Ontology annotation, molecular function: ubiquitin protein ligase activity; zinc ion binding.
AUGUCUCGUGCGGGGCCCGGGGCGCUGGUGGGGGGUGCGGGGGGGUACGGGGGGCAGGGCACGGCCCGCGUGGUGGUGUGGGAGUGGAGGAACGAGCACGGGCGCUGGAGACCCUACAGUGCCGCCACGUGCCACCACAUCGAGAACGUUCUCAAGGAGAACCCGCGCGGAACUGUGCUGCUCGGACACGUGGAACCGCAGCUGGCGCCCUACGCCAUCGACCUGCAGAACAUGCAUCAGUUCCGCCAGGACACCGGCACCAUGCGUCCGGUGCAGCGGAACUUCUACGAGCCGUCGUCGGCCCCGGAAAGGGUGGUGUGUGGGAGUGGAGAGAGCGACUUUACGGCGUGGGCGCCCGUGCGACAUGGAGCUGAGCUGCCGCUGCAGCAUCGCCCAGACGAGAAGCAGCACCCCUGGCUGGACCUCACCUCGCUGGGCUUCCCGUACCUGCUGGACUUCAGCGCCAUGCUGCAGACCAAUCGGCAGAGCCAGCGAUGCCGCCCGCCCUGCCGGGCCCGAUGGGAUCUGGGCGUGCCAGCCAUCGCCGGGCGAUCCCCAAGUCCCAGUCAUUGGGGGUGGGGAGGCGGUGGGCCCUGCUGUUCCCUGGCGCUCAGUAGCUUAUUGGUCAAUACAGCACGCUGGCGCGCCCACGCCAUCCUGGCGUCCCAGAGGAGGGGCGUGGGCAAGGGCGGGACGGGGGCGGUUGCCGGGGCGACGGUGAGACAGAGCAGCACGUUCGGAGGGACGACGGGCCGGCGGCGAUUAAUCAUCAGGGGACCGACGGGUCGCCGUGGCAACCUGGAGCAAUAUCUCAGUGGGAGGGGAGGAGGAGGGGUUUCAGUGAGCGCUAGCUGGUUUCAGCUGCUCUGCCAGGCUACACACACAUGGCCACACACACCUCGCUUUACGCACACACACACACACGCUCUCACCAUCAACGGCCAGAACAACCUCAACCGACCCGGCACACAGCGCAUUGCUAUGGCAACCAACCGAGGAGCCAUCCCACCAGGAGUCCCUGCUCUCCCAGUGAAGAAUCUAACAGGAUCUGGACCUGUACAUCCAGCACUGGCAGGUAUGACGGGCAUCCUGAUGUGUGCGGCAGGGCUUCCUGUGUGUCUGACCCGCGCCCCCAAACCCGUCCUGCACCCCCCACACGUCAACAAGAGCGACCUGAAGCCCGUCCCAGGGGUCAGCGGCAUCCGCCGCAAGACCAAGAAGAAGCACCUCAGGAGAGGCAAACAUCCAGAGGACGUUGUUCGCAGAUACACGGAAAAGAUCAAAUCCGCUCCUGAUGAGGACUGCACCAUCUGCAUGGAGAGGCUAGUCACAUCCUCCGGCUAUGAAGGCCUGCUGAGCCAGAAGGGCAUUAAGCCAGAGCUGGUGGGCAAGCUUGGCAAGUGUGGCCACGUGUACCAUCUGCUCUGCCUGGUGGCCAUGUACAACAACGGCAACAAGGACGGCAGUCUCCAGUGCCCCACAUGCAAGGCCAUCUACGGGGAGAAGACCGGCACUCAGCCCCCUGGGAAGAUGGAGUACCACGUCAUCCCUCACUCACUUCCAGGCUACGCCGAGGUCAAGACCAUACGCAUCGUUUACGACAUCCCUGCAGGCAUUCAGACCCCAGAGCAUCCUAAUCCAGGUAAGAAGUUCAGCGCAAGAGGGUUCCCACGCCACUGCUAUCUCCCCGACAACGACAAAGGACGGAAGGUGCUGAAGCUGCUGAUCAUGGCGUGGGACCGGCGGCUCAUCUUCACCAUCGGCACGUCCAGCACGACCGGAGAGUCGGACACGGUGGUGUGGAACGAGGUCCACCACAAGACGGAGUUCGGCUCCAACCUCACUGGCCACGGCUACCCCGACCCCAACUACCUGGACAACGUGCUGACCGAGCUCUCCGCUCAGGGCGUCUCCCACGACAACCUGAAGGAAUGAGGCCCGUGACACGCAGGACGUCUCCCACGACAACCUGAAGGAAUGAGGCCCCAUGACACGCAGGACACUUCACACGCAGACAACCUGAAGGAAUGAGGCCCGUGAGCCUGUGCAGGACACUUCACACGCAGCACACUGACCCUGAUGGACAUGAGUAGGCACACACACUCAUAAAGAGUGGCGCCCUCUGCUGCUGUGGAGGGGUCUUGUCUGUUUGUCUAAAAUAACAUGCCCCCUCCCCCUCCUCACAAUGAGCUUGACCUCAGAGGGGGGUCAAGAGGAGGUGAGAGACCUUUGACCUUUGAACACCGCCGAUUGCUGUGGGUUGCCAGGAGACUGCUGAGGAUUCUGAGCACCAGACACACACACACACAUGUAAACACACACACACACACACAUACACACAUGUACACACAAACAAACCCCACACACAAAUGCCUACACACGCUCAUACACAGAGGUGUGAGGGGAAUGAAAUCAUGUGAGAACCCUGUGAUCAAAGAUGUCUCGACACAAGUUUUGUACGAUUUCCAGUUUGCAUUGACCCCGGACCCCUGCCAUGACCCCUCUCACAAAGAGUGGCGCCCAGUUUGCAUUGUUAGCCAAUCACACUUUCAUCACAGUGACCUGCUCUGGAUGACCCCUGCCAUGACCCCUGAUCUCUGCCAUGACCCCUGACAUGACCAGUCAGUGAUGGUACAUGACCCAAUGGGUCUAACUGUGUGACUUUAAGGGCAUUUUCAGAAGACGUGUGUUAAGGAAAGUUUCAGAAGACGUUAAGAUGUCAGAAAGAUUGGAAACAUGGAUGUGGACUGAAAAGGCUCCUCACUUUUAAGGGUUAGCCUUUAAAGCUGUCUGAUCCAGCUGUGUCACUUUUAAGGGUUAGCCUUUAAAGCUAUCUGAUCCAGCUGUGUUAGUUUGUCUGAAGUCAACACAGCAUUGGGUUGGGUUGGGUCAGGUUGCUGAUCAACACAGCAUUGGGUUGGGUAGGGUUGCUGAUCUACAGUGAAUGCCUGUGUGGCUGAGGCUAAAGCAGUGGCUCAUGGACUCUACUUAUUUACACUGACAUGAUAGCACAGAAGAUUUGACGUGUUUAAAGUGUGGUUUGAAUGCCAACACACACACACACACAGACCUGUGACGCUUGUUGUGUUUUUAUGGGCUUUAGGGGAUGAAAAGGGUGUUUUUGAACAGAAAAUGUGAGUGUUUGUGUUUGUGGAGUUUCUCUGUUUAAGGAUGAAGACGGCAACUGAUUUGAUCCCUUUCUUUUAGAUCUGCCCGUCUGGGUUUGUUAAGACUGGGUUAGGGUUAGACACACACACACACACACACACACACACAACUGAUUUGAUCCCUUUUCUCUUAGAUCUGCCCGUCUGGGUUUGUUAA